AUGUGUGGCAUGAAAUUGCAUCAAAUUGGAAACUCUUUAUCAAAUCUAGCUUCUUCUCAAAUAGCCAUAACAGAAAUUUUCACCGAGUCACUGAUUAAGAUCAAUUGCCUUCUGAAAAACCUCAAUCACGCCCAAAAAUACUGGGACACUCUCCACCUCUUCCAACAAAUCCAUUCUACCCACCACUUGAAACCUGACCAUUACACCUUAUCGACUGCCCUUGCUGCCUGCAGCAACCUUCGUGAUGUAUAUGUUGGUUCCCAAAUCCAUGGCCAUGCCAUGAAGUCCGGUUUCAAAGAAUUCCCUCAUGUCUCAAAUACUCUGCUUUCCCUUUAUGCAAAGUCAUGGGAUAUAGCUUUGGUCAAAAUGGUCUUUGAUGAAAUAAAAAGACCGGAUAUUUAUUCGUGGACCACAUUGUUAUCAGCUUGUAUGAAGCUUGGUGAAUCGGAGUACUCGUUUUGGAUGUUCGAUAGAAGUCCGCAAGAAAAUGUUGCAAUUUGGAAUGCGAUAAUCACUGGAUGUGCUGAAAAUGGACAUACUGAGAAGUAUUACAGAUGCAUAUGGAGUAUUUGA
Fraxinus pennsylvanica is the source of this 573-nucleotide messenger RNA. The record is from the annotation of a GenBank genome assembly. Lineage: Eukaryota; Viridiplantae; Streptophyta; Magnoliopsida; Lamiales; Oleaceae.